UUCAUUUUUACACACAUUUCAUGUACGUCAAGUCUUAUUCAAGCUGCAAGCAAAUAAAAUGCAACGUUUUCGAACACUUUUUCCAAAACCACGUUGUUCGAUCGUCGGAAUGAUUCACGUUGGUGGAUUGCCAGGGACUCCUCGAUUCAAUGGCAAUUGCAAAAAGUUGAUAGACGCUGCUGUUCGCGAUGCAGAGAUAUACAGAGACGCAGGAUUGGACGGUAUUCUCGUCGAGAAUAUGCACGACGUUCCGUACGUUCGAGGGAAAGAUUUGGGACCCGAAACUACGGCCAUGAUGUCGAGGAUUUGCUCGGAAGUUCGAAAAAAUGUUCCGGCAUCAGUGGUUUGCGGAGUGCAGGUUUUGGCUGGCGGAAAUACUCAAGCGAUAGCAAUCGCUCAAGCAGCAGAUUUUCAAUUCAUUAGAGCCGAAGGUUUCGUUUUUGGUCACGUCGCUGACGAGGGUUUCACGGACGCUUGUGCUGGCGAACUUUUGAGAUACCGACGAAAAAUUGGGGCUGACGAUGUUUUGGUUUUUGCAGACAUAAAGAAAAAACACAGUUCCCACGCUAUCACCGCGGAUGUUAGUUUGUCCGAAACCGCUAAAGCAGCCGAAUUUUUUCUCGCUGAUGGCGUUAUCUUGACUGGAAUCGCAACUGGAAAACCCGCUGACGAAGUGGAGCUUGACGCACUCUUAAACAACGUGCAGGGACCAGUAAUCAUCGGAUCCGGUGUUGACAAAGAAAAUUUGGUUAAGUACGUUAGAGCUCACGCCGUCAUUAUCGGCUCUCACUUCAAAAUUGACGGAAAAUGGGAAAACUCCGUCGAUCCGAAUGUCGUUAAUAAUUUUAUGAGCCAUUUAUCGUUGAUACACUGACACUGAAUUGUAAUUUUUUGUAUUGGUUUUGAAAUAAAAUAAAAUUUAUAACGUUGCCAUCUGAA
Venturia canescens is the source of this 939-nucleotide messenger RNA. RefSeq lists its product as uncharacterized. The record is from RefSeq and is a predicted model, not a curated record. The transcript is spliced from 6 exons. NCBI's taxonomy places the organism in Eukaryota, Metazoa, Arthropoda, Insecta, Hymenoptera, Ichneumonidae. Bases 59 to 874 code for a protein of 271 amino acids.